Messenger RNA from Propithecus coquereli (Coquerel's sifaka), 1097 nucleotides. RefSeq names its product ER membrane protein complex subunit 3 (gene EMC3). The coding region runs from base 195 to 980 and encodes 261 amino acids. The transcript is spliced from 8 exons. Lineage: Eukaryota; Metazoa; Chordata; Mammalia; Primates; Indriidae. Gene Ontology annotation, cellular component: membrane; EMC complex. Gene Ontology annotation, biological process: protein folding in endoplasmic reticulum. The record is from RefSeq and is a predicted model, not a curated record.
AACUUCCGCGCCGGAAGUGGGCGUCCGGGCGGCCCACUUGGAAGCAGUGCGUGAGCCUGGGGUCUGCCGCAGAGUCCUGGGCCGGCUAAGCUGAGGGGCGUGAGAAGGCCCAGAAGCGAACGCGAAGAGGAGCGCCUGCCCCCCGGAGAAGAGAAACCCGGCUACUUUCGGCUGGGAGCCGGUUUUCAGUGAAGAUGGCGGGGCCAGAACUGCUGCUUGACUCCAACAUCCGACUCUGGGUGGUCCUACCCAUCGUUAUCAUCACUUUCUUCGUGGGCAUGAUCCGCCACUACGUGUCCAUCCUGCUGCAGAGCGACAAGAAGCUCACCCAGGAACAAGUGUCUGACAGUCAAGUCCUAAUUCGAAGCAGAGUCCUCAGGGAAAAUGGAAAAUACAUUCCCAAACAGUCUUUCUUGACACGAAAAUAUUACUUCAACAACCCAGAGGAUGGAUUUUUCAAAAAAACUAAAAGGAAGGUAGUGCCACCUUCUCCUAUGACUGAUCCCACUAUGCUCACAGACAUGAUGAAAGGGAAUGUAACAAAUGUCCUCCCUAUGAUUCUUAUUGGUGGAUGGAUCAACAUGACGUUUUCAGGCUUUGUCACAACCAAAGUCCCAUUUCCACUGACCCUCCGUUUUAAGCCUAUGCUACAGCAAGGAAUUGAACUACUUACAUUAGAUGCAUCCUGGGUGAGUUCUGCAUCCUGGUACUUCCUUAAUGUAUUUGGGCUUCGGAGCAUUUACUCUCUGAUUUUGGGCCAAGAUAAUGCUGCUGACCAAUCACGAAUGAUGCAGGAGCAGAUGACUGGAGCAGCCAUGGCCAUGCCCGCAGAUACCAACAAAGCUUUCAAGACAGAGUGGGAAGCUUUGGAGCUGACAGAUCACCAGUGGGCACUAGAUGAUGUCGAAGAGGAGCUCAUGGCCAAAGACCUCCACUUCGAAGGCAUGUUCAAAAAGGAAUUACAGACCUCUAUUUUUUGAAGACGGAGCAGGGACUAGCUGUGUCAGGAACUUGGAGUAGCACUUAACCUUGUAACUUUCAUUGGAGCUGGCGCCUCUCAGAAUAAAAACGAGGGCGCAAGAGCUGGCGGGUGUGCA